CAGCAUCUGUAACUAGUAAAAGCAGGAGUGAAACCUGGAGGAGGCGGGGUGAGGGGGAUGGGACUCUGAAUGAUAAGAAGAACAUCAGGGGAGGACGGUUCGAUAUUGUGGUAAGUGCCCGUGAAGAUGACGAUGCCACAUGUAGGCGCAGUGUUUGCUGCAAUAGCAGGAGUGAUGGCCAUCAUGUUACACUCCUCUAUUCACAAGAUAGAAGAAGGACACCUUGCUGUUUACUACAGGGGUGGAGCGCUGCUGACCACUCCAAACGGUCCUGGAUAUCACAUUAUGCUGCCUUUCAUCACCACCUUCAGAUCAGUGCAGACUACGCUCCAAACUGAUGAGAUCAAGAAUGUGCCUUGUGGAACGAGCGGUGGUGUGAUGAUCUACUUUGACAGAAUAGAAGUUGUGAACAUGCUGGUACCAUUAGCAGUCGUGGACAUUGUGAGGAACUACACAGCUGAUUAUGACAAAACUCUAAUUUUCAACAAGAUCCACCAUGAACUAAACCAGUUCUGCAGCGUGCACACUCUGCAGGAGGUCUACAUUGAGUUAUUUGACAUUAUCGAUGAGAACCUGAAGACUGCUUUACAGAAGGAUCUAAAUUGUAUGGCGCCUGGACUCACAAUACAGGCAGUCCGUGUCACCAAGCCAAAGAUCCCCGAGUCAAUCAGGAGGAACUUUGAACUCAUGGAAGCAGAGAAGACCCGCCUGUUGAUCACGGCUCAGACUCAGAAGGUGGUGGAAAAGGAAGCAGAGACUGAGAGGAAGAAGGCCAUCAUAGAGGCUCAGAAAGUCGCCCAGGUUGCAGAGAUCCAGUUCCAGCAGAAGGUGAUGGAGAAGAACACAGAGAAGAAGAUCUCUGAAAUAGAGGACGCUGCCUUCUUGGCGAGGGAGAGGGCUCGAGCUGAUGCAGAAUAUUACACUGCUGCCAAGAUUGCAGAAGCAAACGAGCUGAAGUUAACCCCGGAGUACCUGGAGCUCAUGAAGUACCAGGCUAUAGCAACUAACAGUAAGAUCUACUUUGGCCAGGAAAUUCCUAACAUGUUUGUGGAGGGAAACAACUCCCCCAAGACUUCGCGCUCUAACUUCCCCAACGAGCAACAAGACUUUCUCAAAAACAAACCAAAGGGCCAGUGAGUCCUCGGCUCUGCCUCUGCACGGGACAGGAGAACCUGCUGAGAACUCGUCUUGUCUGAGAGGUGGAGAGCACUGAACUGAAGAUGUCGGGGUGGGAAGGCUUUGCAGCUAGUGUGCUGAACACACUUCGGUCUUAAAUCCAAAUGGCACAGAAGGAGUGUGGAAGCUUAUGGACAAGCAGAAGUGAGUGUUAGGAAUGAUGCCAUAGUUAAAAAUCAAAGCAUAAUUCAUGCUUAUGCCUGGGAAGGCGACAGCAAGUAGUCGCCCUAAUUUUACACGUGCUUGCAAUCAGUGCAGUGUUUAACUUUGCUGUUGGAGCUGCAUUAAUUUUGUUUGUUGUAUGCAAGAGGAGUGAUUUGUCCUGAUGUUUGAGAAUUACUUUCUGGUUUAUUUGAACUGGAAUCUGGAUAGGUGACACUAAUUAAAGGCGUGAUGGUUUCUGUCCGGUGUGUGAUGUAGUUAGGUCGUCUCCGUGCCAUCUUCUCUCACACUAAUUCGCUGGUUGGCUCUUCUCUCUUGAAGCGAGUCACAUGAGGGCUGUUUGGCUGCACCUUUAUUGAACAUGCUGCUUGUGGAUGAUAAAGUCAUGACAGGUCAUAUAAGGCAGAUUAAGCAUUACAUGUGUUUCUUUCAGUGGGCUGAAAUCAUCCAGACGUAAAGACUUAGCUGUGAAAGAUUUUUUUAAAUAUCUCUCUUGAAAUAAGUGGCCUAACUUUGUGAGAUUGUCACCAGAGCCUGCAUUAAGUCGGAUCCUCAUCUACAGAUACUCAAGUCUUUGCAGCUGCAGGGCUGUCAGUUUGUUCAGUUUCUAUAGUUAUUAUGCAGUGGUGUCAGUUUGGUGGUUUUCUUGUAAGUUAUCUGUUUGCUUGGUGAUAAUUUGCGCUUGCUAAUUAGGCGUUUAGCCACCACUGAAAGACUUGAGAUGCUGUUCAAAUAAAAUCUCUUAUCCCUCUUUAAGGUUGAUUCAAAAAAAAAAAAGAGAAAAAAAAGUGAUUUACAAGGGAGCGCUUAAUUAUUGUGCCACUGGAGGAAGUCCUGGUUUGUCUUCCUUUCAGAGAACUCUUCUUCUUCUUCUUCCAUCUGAUUUUGAUUAUCAGGGCCAUGCAUGUGUACGUUUGUGGUGGCUCGAUCCAUGAGUAGUGCCUGCGAAUGUCUGCCAACUCUGUUUUCAUACAGCUUUUUUUUUUUUAGGUUAAAUGUAAAUUCUCAGGAAAGUGACUUUUAUUUUAGUGAAACAGCUGCUCAUACUUGGACAGAGCACAUAGUCUUGAAUAGUUAAAAUCCACAAUGUGCAAGAAUAAAUAUUGGUAUAAAGAUCCUGUGCGGUGAAAUCCAUCGGGGUGAAAGUCAAGUUGUGGAAGCGGACGAUGCUUUCUCUCUGAGUGAGACUGUGAUUCAGUUUCAAAUAAAAGUCCAGUUGUCUUAAAAAAAAACACCACCUUCAAAAAGAAUCAGAGCACUUGUCCCCUCAUGGUGACAUUUUUAUUGCACCAUCUGUUUACAGCAGGCGUCCAGGAUCGUGAAGAGGUUGGUCCGUCAAAGUAGAAAUAAUCUAAGCAAAAGCUCCUUUCCACUGUCGAUGUUUACACUUCAAGAAUUAAUGGCCUGUAGAGUUUUUCAUCUUUGCUAAACACGAUCAUUUUAAGGAUGUAAAAGGAAACACAAGCACCACACGGCUCCUAAUUAAACUUAAUGUUGUUGAACUUAAGUUCAGUUUUUGUGUGCCGACAUGAGAAGCUAACUCUGAUAUAUUUAAAGUUGAAUGUUGAUUAAAAACUUAAAAAAAGAUGCAAGUAGGUGCUAGUUUUGAAUCUUUGUGUUAACGCUUUUGAUUUUGUUCAGCUCUGUUUCGAGAAACACUGAAAUACUUCCACUAUUGAGAAUUCAAGCCUUAAAUGAUAAACUUACAGAUAUGUUGAUGGUUAAACUUUUAAAAGCUCCACUGAAACCUAACUGUGAGACUUCUUUAGAGCUUGUAUGACUGUAGACUGCGGCCUCAUCGUAGGCUCUACCUGAGAAAGACAGAACUAUCAGAGGAUAAUACUAGUUAUGGAAGAUGUCGCUGUUUACUUGACCUCUGAAUGGCUGCACUCUGCGUUUGCUUCGGUGGUGGGUUCACAUAAAGAUGCAACAGAGGGGCAUGAAUCACUCAAAACAAUGAUUUUUUUUUCUGUCAAUAUUUUGUAAAAUCUGUGAAAUUCAAACAUUGUCUCCUUGUUUUAAAAAAUUUAUAUGCAAAAGAAAGAUGUUUUGAAGUUUUGACAAUGUUCUUAUGUAAAAUAAAACCUAUUUUGGUACCUCU
Notolabrus celidotus (New Zealand spotty) is the source of this 3439-nucleotide messenger RNA. RefSeq names its product ER lipid raft associated 1 (gene erlin1). NCBI's taxonomy places the organism in Eukaryota, Metazoa, Chordata, Actinopteri, Labriformes, Labridae. Gene Ontology annotation, biological process: SREBP signaling pathway. The transcript has 12 exons. Gene Ontology annotation, cellular component: endoplasmic reticulum; endoplasmic reticulum membrane. Bases 127 to 1137 code for a protein of 336 amino acids. The record is from RefSeq and is a predicted model, not a curated record. Gene Ontology annotation, molecular function: ubiquitin protein ligase binding; cholesterol binding.